Helobdella robusta is the source of this 297-nucleotide messenger RNA. RefSeq lists its product as hypothetical. The coding region runs from base 1 to 297 and encodes 98 amino acids. Gene Ontology annotation, biological process: mitochondrial respirasome assembly. NCBI's taxonomy places the organism in Eukaryota, Metazoa, Annelida, Clitellata, Rhynchobdellida, Glossiphoniidae. Gene Ontology annotation, cellular component: mitochondrion. The record is from RefSeq and is a predicted model, not a curated record. The transcript has 2 exons.
AUGUCAGACAAAGCAGCAGAAGGAAGCAAAGAAGAAUUUUUGAGCUUGCCACCAUUUAUUCCGUACAGUCAAGAUUACGAAACUUUCAGUGAUAAAAUUUCCAGAAAAACUUGCGAAAAUCCUUUGGUUCCUUUUGGUCUUCUUGCAACAAUUGGGGCUCUGACUAUUGGCUUAUAUUCCUUAAAGAAAGGUGACUCGAAGUUAUCUCAGAGGAUGAUGAGAAUGAGAGUAAUGGCUCAGGGUUUCACGGUACUUGCCGUCAUGGGAGGGGUCUACAUGCAAGCCACCAAAAAAUGA